AGGUAGCACUUACAUUAUUGAUGGGGCAUGGCUGCAGGCAGGCUGCUUGCACAGGGCAGAGCCUGAAUGCACCUGUUUGCUGUUACUCCAGUUGCUUAGAGAUCACAAACAGCCUGCCUUCGCGAUGUGUGGCUGCAAGGCCAGCGUCCCCAGCACAAAGCACUACUCCGUCAAUCCUGCUUCCCCCCAGAAGAGCCCUCCAGCCGCAGCAGGGAUGCCCAAGCGCAUACCUAUAGCCAAGCAGCUGGCAUCAAUAAAAGCUCUAGAAAAAGGCUCAGACCUUGAAAAAGCUGUUGCUACUGCUGCGCUGGUGUAUAACAACGCUGCUGACCCCGAGGGCAAACUCAGCAAAGCUGAAACCAAAAACCUGCUGCAGACCCAGUUCGUGAGUUUCAUACAGGGCCAAGAAAACAAACCAAAAUACCAGGAAGUAAUCUCUUCUCUGGAUGAGGAGACAGAGAACAAAAUUGACUUUGAAGAUUUCAUGAUCUUGCUGGUCAGUCUCACUCUAAUGUCUGACCUGCUGCAGGAGAUCAAAAACAUGAAAACCACCAAAUGACCGGUGCUUUAAAGGAAGAAAUAGCUUUGCACUUUACAAGGAAAGCGGGAGAGAAACACGCGCAGAGAUAACACCGAGUGCCUGAAUCCCCUCUGCUGUCCCCUUUCAUAUGGAAUAAAGUCUUGUCCAAACCCUCCUGACCU
Molecule: messenger RNA, 702 nt
Organism: Oxyura jamaicensis (ruddy duck)
Lineage: Eukaryota; Metazoa; Chordata; Aves; Anseriformes; Anatidae
Gene: SNTN
Product: sentan, cilia apical structure protein
Exons: 4
Coding region: 125-559 (144 amino acids)
Molecular function (GO): transition metal ion binding; calcium ion binding
Source: RefSeq, a predicted model, not a curated record